Messenger RNA from Blastomyces dermatitidis ER-3, 1133 nucleotides. RefSeq lists its product as uncharacterized. NCBI's taxonomy places the organism in Eukaryota, Fungi, Ascomycota, Eurotiomycetes, Onygenales, Ajellomycetaceae. The transcript has 2 exons. The record is from RefSeq and is a predicted model, not a curated record. Bases 179 to 667 code for a protein of 162 amino acids.
GAAAAGAGAAGAGAAAUAUUCUCUCAGACUUCUUCAGUGCUGAUUUAUAGAUACUUAGAUAUAAACCUUAAUAUAGGCCUGCCUCAGUUAAUACCUGGCACUACAAAAGUGAUCCUUUAUCUAGCCUCGAAUAUGUGUGAUCAACGGUGUCACCAUUACCAGGCUUGCGACCACCUCUAUGCCUAUGAUUACCAGCGAUGCAACGCAGCAUUCGCCCGUCCAAACCAGACGCUAUGUGUUCCCCCGAGCGGAUAUCUUAGAGAUCUUCCAAGAGUUCUUGAUAUUCAAGACCAGGACCUUCCUGGGUUAUGUCCUGUUUGUGCAGGCGUUUCUCCUCCAAGUUCUCAGCACUCUCAGUACUGAAUCAGUCGUACUGUCCAAUGCGAGACUGUUGACCGCUGUUCCUGUCGCAGAGUCUGGAAAUAUGAGGAGAAUGAAUAUGGUCUCUAGUGUACUAUGUUUCCCUGGUUGCUUUGGAUUAAACCUUCUGGGGAUAUACAGUUUAAAAAGCGGUUCCCACCAAUGGUAUAUAGUUAGAGAGGCCUUAUUAUCCUGUACGUCCAGAGAAUAUAAAGAAACAUGUGGGAGACUUGUGGCUCGGCUGUACACCAUUUUCCUCCAUGCCCAGCACGAGGAUAAGGUUGUUUCUGUGGAGGGAGUUUACUGAUGAUGGAUUAGUUUGAGAGGUGAAAGGGGGGAUACUACAUCACGGUUUGGUGUAAUGCUUCCUUUCAAGAACGAACGAUGAUAAUUUUCCCCUUGACCAAUUUACCUUGACAUAGUGUUUGAAAGUUGAGUUCAGCUGAAAAUUGGAUUGAUUUCCAAUACAGGCAACGGUUGGUUUACCAAACCUGCCAGAGUUCGUUGUAUUUAGUGCAAGCUCCCAGGUGAUGAAGUCUCCAUGGGAGGUCAUAUAUGAUGUAUAUAUUCCCAUUGGGUACCUUAUUCCAGCUCUCUAGCAGCUAGCCGUGACACCUCUACUACACCCGUCUAUUUCCCUCAGCAAGCGUUUCAACUAUCUGCACUAUUGCCGCAGGCGGAAUCAUGUGCAUGUUCAUCUUCAUUCACUCUCUUUAUUUUCUUGCUCCACUGCAGAGCUCCAUUUCAGUCUUUGUAGAUUGAAUAAAACUCCC